Messenger RNA from Haemonchus placei, 258 nucleotides. The record is from the annotation of a GenBank genome assembly. Lineage: Eukaryota; Metazoa; Nematoda; Chromadorea; Rhabditida; Trichostrongylidae.
AUGAACAGCAAAUAUUCGGAUACCUUGUUGAGAUUUCGCGAUGAGGCUCGUAAAUGCUGCUCUCCAAAACUUUCAUCAACUCUGAGAGUGUGUUGUCGGUCUGAUUCACCAGAGACAAAGGCACUAUCGGUGAGCUUUCUAGAAUUUUCAAAGCGACAAGAGCUUUUCGUAUCCUCUUCAUGAUUUCAGGAAUCUCAUCCUUCUUCACCAAAUCGAUCUUGUUCAGCACUAUCACUACUCGGUUUGGACAAAAGAUAG